Ogataea haglerorum is the source of this 2385-nucleotide messenger RNA. RefSeq lists its product as uncharacterized. The record is from RefSeq and is a predicted model, not a curated record. Gene Ontology annotation, biological process: protein modification process. The transcript has a single exon. Gene Ontology annotation, cellular component: cytoplasm. Gene Ontology annotation, molecular function: biotin--[biotin carboxyl-carrier protein] ligase activity. Bases 1 to 2385 code for a protein of 794 amino acids. NCBI's taxonomy places the organism in Eukaryota, Fungi, Ascomycota, Pichiomycetes, Pichiales, Pichiaceae.
AUGGGACAGACAGGCAGUGCAUAUCACCAUGAGUGCCUUAUCUGCCAUUGGAUCAAUAAUGGAGCCGACUUUCGAUCGCAGGUUGUAACGCCUGGCAAUGAAGCCGUCAACGAAAUCGGUCACGCAGGAAUACCCAAAGAGACCCAGAGCCCAAGCGGUCUGUCCAGAAACCACCAAAUACCCGACCACCGGCGCGGCAACGAGUCUCGUGAACGUCAACGCAUUGGGGAUGGUGUAGAGACUUUCACGAAUUUCGGAAAGAGUAGGAAUUGUUGUGCGCUUCUUGUCACUCUUCGCUCGCACAAAUAUGCUGCCGGCGGCGCUGGUCGGGAACCCGAGAAUUAUCUUUCUGCCAAUCGGCCCGCGCACAGCUGCCAAUUUGAAAGGUCUCCCAACAAGCGCAAUAUAUCCAAUACCGUCCCUGAUCAACAUUUCUCAACAAAAAAUAAUUCCAUGAACGUUCUUGUCUAUAAUGGCCCCGGGGCAGCUUCAGACAGUGUUAAGCAUUGUCUCGACACGCUGAGGCUGCUGCUAUCCCCCUACUACGCAGUCGCACCCGUCGAGCCGAGGACGCUACUUUCUCAGCCAUGGCAGGCCAAAACUGCCAUGGUCGUCAUUCCUGGUGGUGCUGAUCUGGGGGUUUGUUCCACUCUCAACGGCACAGGGAACCAGAAAAUCCGCCAGUUCGUCUCCGCAGGCGGCAAGUAUAUUGGGUUUUGCUCGGGUGGCUACUACGCUUCCGCUCGUUGCGAGUUCGAGGUGGGAAAUCCCAACAUGGAAGUCAGCGGUGCCAGGGAGCUCAAGUUCUUCCCAGGCGUAGCCCGCGGCGCCAGUUUCAAAGGCUUUGAAUACGGCACUGAAGAAGGGACUCGUCCUGCCAAGCUAAAGACACACUUUGCGGUCCAGCAGCCUCUGUACAACUACUACAAUGGGGGUGCCGUCUUCGUCGAUGCAGAUAAGCAUCCGAAUACGCAAAUCCUGGCAGAAUACGAGGAAUCCGUCGAAGUCGAGUGUCCAGGCCCCCAGGCUGCCGUGAUUCUCUGCUCUGUUGGCCAGGGAAAGGCUUUACUGACCGGCACCCACCCGGAAUACAAUCCUACUCUGCUCGAGGCAGAACCAGGAACUGAUUUUGAAAAAUCCUCAAAGGUGCUGAAAGAACAUGACGCCGCCAGACUGGAGUUCAUGCGCCAUUGUCUCCGCAGCUUGGGUCUCAAAGUCAACGAGGAGUCGACUCGUCCAGCACUGACACCUCUGGUGCUGAUUUCGAGGCAGAAAGAGCAGCUUGCCAAACUCGUCUACGACCUGGAGCACAAGCUGGGAUACGAAUCUGAGAACAUCAUCGACUUAGGAAAAGACAAGAUCCGCGUUCACAAGACGCUGGACAAAUUUCAGCAGACUGAUCUGUCUGAUCCAGAGAUGGCGGUCAAAGAUUUCUAUAUCUGCGAUGCUGCGCUACCAAAGCCAGAAUUAACUCCAUAUUUCAACACUCACCAGUAUUUGACUGAGCUGGAGGAGGCCUAUAAGGAGCUGGGAUACUCCUCAGUCGGAGAGUUAGGAUCCAUCAUUGUCUACGGCGAGGUGCUGACGUCAAGUAGCUCCCUGAUGAUGUAUAACACCCCCUUCAUGCGCAUUCUUCCUCACGGGUUUGCUAUCGUCGGUACCGUGCAAGUGGCAGGCAGAGGACGGACAGGCAAUGUCUGGGUUAAUCCAAAGGGAGUGUUUGCCAUGACAUUGUUCUUAAAGAUGCCGCUCACCACGCCGGUGGUUCUUCUCCAAUACCUUGUCAGCAUGUCGAUGGUGCAGGCCGUCCAGACGUAUGGUGUUGGCUACGAAAAAAUUCCCAUUCGCCUCAAGUGGCCGAACGACAUCUACAUUUUGCGUCCAGACUGCUUGAAUAAGACGGAUCUCGAUUCCUACACGAAGAUAGGUGGUAUUCUGGUGGAGACAGCUGUUUUCGAAAACAACUAUCACAUCGCCAUCGGAACAGGCCUAAACGUUUUCAACCAGGGACCCACGACGUCUCUGAAUGCUGUGAUCAGCGAGAUGAAUAAAACUUUUGGCACAAAACUCAAACCUAUAGCUACCGAGAAACUGACGGCCAAAUACCUCUCAAUUCUCUACACAAUGCUUGAGAGGUUUAAAGUGGAGGGAAUGGAACCAUUUAUGGAUCUCUACUACAGACAGUGGUUGCACUCGGGGCAAAAAGUCACUCUCGACCACCCAGGAAGCCCCAAAGCGGUGAUCACUGGAAUCAGUAAAGAGUUUGGACUUUUGACGGCUAAAGAAGUGGACAGAUACGGAAACUUCACUGGGAACACUUACGAAUUGCAGCCGGACGGAAACGCUUUCGAUAUGUUCCGAGGCCUAAUCAGCAAAAAACUUUAA